AAAUGGUAGUUAUUUGGGUGUAGUCGGGGCGAAUUUCUGCGAUGCUAAUGUGAGUACCAACCGGCUGGCUGAGAGAGGCCGUGCGCCGUUUUUGGUCGAUGUUACGCGAGAUUAGUAUGACCGGGUCGGUGAUAACGAGAAUACAAGAAAGAGAGAGAGAGAGCGGAUGAACGGACGACCCUCGUUCUCCCCCUUACGAAAGCUCGGAAGUAUGUAGAUUCUUUUAGCUCUUUGGGCACCAGAAAUUUGAUAGCCAGUUUAUCGGUUGAUAUGACGAGAUAUACAGCCUAAUUCCAAAUUAUUUCAGAUAUGAAUAUUUUAAAUCUAAUAACAAAGACUGCUCAUUAAAAGUAGUUUUGAUCAGAAAAGUUUUAAUUUUUUUGUCUUGAGAAGAGAAUGAUAAUGUGACUCUUAUUACCUUUACCUUAUUACCAUUGGAGCAAAUUGAAUAAGGAGAAGCACAACAAAUAGGUGAAGUUUGAAUUUUGUGAAGUAAAGUUUUAAAUAAAGUUGGUUAUGUGCAAUGCCGAGAUGCUACAAUGACAGCAAGACAGUGAGUUCAGUGAACAGCAAUCACAAACAUAAUACAGACGAUAUUGUAUUAACACACUCACAUGCUUUCCCGAUUGGAAAUCAGUUGGAAGUAGAAGAAGAUCCACCAGUAGUUGAAAAAUCCCACCGACGGCUUCGGUGUGAUCUAAGCCCUGUUCCAACAAGCACAAAUUCUAAUUGCAACAUUAAGUUUCUUGGUUUAAAGGGUGACAAGAGUACUCGUCAGGAUCAUCAGGUGAGCACUGGGGGGCACAGAGAAAGAGAUAGGGAUACUAAAAAGAGAGCAGCUAUAGGCAAUACAGUGCGUGGAUUUCUCUCAUCUGGCCACAGCAGGCAGGACAGGUAUGAGACAAAUAGGCAACGUUCUUCAGGUGGAACUGGUGGUGGUUUAUCUAGUUUAUGUCCUAAGUUGGUGUCCAGUGGAAGUAGUAGCAGCCAAAGUGGCAUCAAUUUGGCAGUGGGCCACUUAGCCUCUCAGGAAACUGGAGGCACUUGCACAGUUGUCACAACUCAAAAGAUUCACGCACAUAAUCAUAGACGCCAAAGAAAGCAAUCUAUUGUCACACAGGCAGGUACUAGUGCCAACGUUACUGGUGAUAGAAAGGUAUUAUCAAAUGUAAAUCGUUCCACUAUCUCUAAAAAGCAAAUACGAACACAGAGACAUGAACAGAAUAUUGAUUCUUCAUCUAUAACUAGUAACGGUGUUGCGACUAAUUCGCCAUCUUCCAAAAAGAAAAUACUAUCUGUUUUGAAUCUAUCCGAUAGAUCAUCUGCCCAAAGCGUGAAUUCAUUAUCCUUAGAUCAUGAAAAUGAUCGUAGUUUUAGUGAUGCUGAAGAAGCACUUGCAGCAAUUGAAAAUGCGGCACAAGGAACAGGAUCUAGUUCUACACCUUCUACGCCAAUUAAUAAAGUGAAGGCGGCAAAUAUCAGCAAAAAUGAAGAAGCAAAUGUGAGACAUAAUAAAGUUCUCGCAGAAUGUAACAAUCUAUCAGAAAAUGUUGCAGAUGUACAACACAGAAUUUUAAAUGAGUUUGAACAAGAAGAUGCUAUACCAGUAAAAUCAUCUAUGGUAUCUAAGUCACAUGGAAUUAAUCAGGAAAGUAUUACAAAUAAUAAGCAAAAAUUGUUGUCGAAUUCCGCCAGUAGUACUAAAUUUAUUAGUAUUAAUGAUCAAAAACUUUUGAAGCAAAAGGAUACAAAUUCUAGAAAGAAAAUGAUUGAGCAUCAUACUAGUAAAGAUAUCGAAGCGGUUAAUGUAGAAAAGGAAUUAGAUGAUACUACAAUAUCUAUGGAGACAGAGAUGAAUUCCACAGAUAGUAACAGCAAAGAUAAAUGUAAGAAAAAUAGAAAAUCUAUUGAGUGUACGGAUAGCGGCGAUGAUGGUAUAGAUAAAGAAAUCACAAAUACUUCGAAGACUGUAAACAGUGAUAAGGAAGAAAUGAAGGAUAAUGCGGGUUUAAACGAGGAAAUAAUUAAGAGUUCGAGAUUUGUAACGUCAAAGGUAUUGGAAGAGAUAACGGAAGUGGAUAACAAGUCGGCGGAUGUAGAGAAAGUAGAGGAGGAGGAACGAGUGACGAUAUACGAUGACGACGGCACUAGUAUCAGUGAUAUAGUAGCAACACAAGCGCUUCAUGAAUCGUUAAGUAAAUUGGGCAAAGUUCCGCCGUUAGAUACUGAGAUGGAAGAAACGCAGAAUACAGAUUUGCGAGACGAGAAAGCAAAGAUGAGACAACAUCCUGAGAAGGAUGUAGUUACUCAGGAGGAAACGGUGGAGGGCUUUAUCGGUCCUUUGCUCGAUGAAAAUUUUAAAGCAGAUGAGAAAUUGUCACAAAAGACAAUGGCGAUGGAGGAGGUGCAAAAUUUAUUAAUGAAAGUGAAAGUGCAAACUGUGGAAGACGACGACGACGAAGAGAAGGCUGUAGGUAUUUCGCCCGACGGAAGAUUCUUGAAAUUUGAAGAAGAAAUCGGUCGUGGCAGUUUUAAGACUGUUUAUCGCGGGUUGGACACCCAAACGGGCGUAGCUGUAGCUUGGUGCGAAUUGCAGGAAAAAAAAUUGAAUAAAACAGAGAGAUUGCGAUUUAGAGAAGAAGCUGAAAUGCUAAAGGGAUUACAACAUCCAAACAUUGUAAGAUUUUAUGACUAUUGGGAAGUUACACUUACCCGUAGAAAAUAUAUUGUACUAGUCACUGAACUUAUGACAUCAGGAACAUUAAAAACGUAUCUGAGAAGAUUUAAAAAAAUUAAUCCGAAAGUAGUAAAAUCUUGGUGUCGGCAAAUCUUAAAGGGUCUCAGCUUCCUUCAUUCUAGAUCACCACCUAUUAUUCACCGUGAUUUAAAGUGUGAUAAUAUUUUUAUCACUGGUACAACAGGAAGUGUAAAAAUUGGUGAUUUAGGUCUCGCGACAUUAAAGAAUCGCAGUUUUGCAAAGAGCGUUAUCGGUACGCCGGAAUUUAUGGCACCUGAAAUGUACGAGGAACAUUACGAUGAGUCGGUUGAUGUUUACGCUUUUGGAAUGUGUAUGCUUGAAAUGGCUACUAGUGAAUACCCAUAUUCUGAGUGUACAGGACCAGCACAAAUAUACAAACGCGUCGUAUCGGGUGUGAAACCACAGAGUUAUGAUAAAGUUGAAAAUCCAGAAGUACGUGAUAUUAUAGAAAUGUGCAUACGUUUGAAGAAAGAAGAACGACCGCUCGUUAAGGACUUACUGAAUCACGAAUUCUUUGCUGAUGAUGUCGGAUUGAAAUUGGAAAUGGUAUCGCGAGAUACAGCGGUUGCGGAUACUGAAUUGUCGCGUGUUGAAUUUAGAUUGCGCGUGUUGGAUCCUAAGAAACGCAGUAACAAGCACAAAGAGAAUGAGGCAAUACAAUUCGAUUUUGAUAUACAGACUGAUAAUGCGGAGGAGGUAGCGUUAGAAAUGGCGAAAUCCAGUCUCAUAUUGGAAGAAGAUGCUAAAGCGGUAGCCAAGAUGUUAAAGUCGCAGAUUACAACUCUGUUGAGAGAAAGAGAAGAACGUAAAGCCAAAGAGGAGAAAGAACGCCUGGAUAGGGAAACUGCUACGGCCACAGAUAUUGCAACUGCUGCAAGUGCUGCUGCAAACUCUGAAAAUUUAUUACAACAACAAUUAUUACUUCAACAAAUGCAAUUACAACAACAACAACAACAGCAACAAAUUCAAUCUAAUAUCGGUUUGCAAAUACAAAAUCAAGUUCCGAUGCAAUUACAACAAACUCAAAUGCCCAUUCAACAGCAGCAACUGCAAUCGACUGCUCAACAAACUCAACAACAUAAUUUACAACCACAGCAGGUUCAGUUGGUCCAACAGCAACCGAUAAUACAACAGCAAACGUCAGUUGUACAACCUCAACAAGCACAGCAAAUGCAAUAUCAGCAACAAAUGCAACAGCAAUAUCAACAACAGCAACCAUAUGCUCAGCAUGUUCCACAGAGUUUGAAUGCAAAUUCUUCACAAUGCUCUACUCCACAAAACGUUCAGGGCCAACCUCAAUUUCCUCAGGUAUCACAACAAAUGCAGCAGCAACAACAGCAGCAGCAAAUACAGCAACAACAACAGCAGCAGCAACAGCAGCAUGUGCAUCAACAACAACAAUAUAUACAAUUGAAUCAAAUGAGUGUUCCACAACAAAUUUCUCAUCAAAUGCAACAACAAAUGCAACCCCAAAUACAAAUGUUGUCACAACAACAACACAUGCAUCAGCAACUUCAAUCGCAACAUGCGCAACAACAGCAGUAUGCGACGCAACCGCAAAUUCAACAUGUUCAACAACUGCAUCAACAUUCUGUUGGUUCACAACCCGUUCAGAAUCAGCAAUAUUAUCAGCAGAAUGCUACCGGCACUGCUUCGGGAUACGUAACGGGCUCUUUAUAUCAACAAACCAUGCCGCAACAAAUAUUUCAUACAUAUACCACAUCUACCAAUCCUUCUGGCCACGUCGAGAUUUUAUCGUCCACCCAAACGGCGACGCAGAUUUAUUCUCACGCCAGUCUACCCGCGGCUGCAAUGCCUGCAGCAUCGUCGCAAUCACAAUAUAUGCAAUCAGCGGGACAGGUUCAGACGUCUAUACCGUCAGGCAUAAACGUCAAUAGUUCGUCAGCUGUGACUCACAUGCCAAAUGUACCGACUUCGACAAUUCCUAAUAUGCAGAAUACAUCUUUACUUGGUAAUACUGGUCAUCAACCCCAGUCUCAAAAUAUCCUCGUACAAAUGCAAUAUUCGCAAAAUACAAAUGUCAUGCCCAAUUCUAUUUCGAUAACGCCUAACGUCGCAAAUGUCUCAGCACCAUCAUCUACGAAUCUGCAGCAACAUCAACUGUUUCUUUCGAGUUCGGAGCAAUGCUCCAAUGCGACCGACAGGUCUUCAUUGGUAAAACAAGACACAAUGGAUUCAAUACAGUCUUUGCCACCAGAUGCACCAAUUAAUCUACAAGAUCAAAUUAUUACAACAGCUGCUCCAGUUGCAACGAAUGUCGCACAGCAAUUUGUAGCGUUAAAUGAUGGAGCUACACCGGAAAAUUCUGAAAGUGUUACCGUUUCUGAGAGAAACCGGGUGAAACGUUCAGGAACUAAGCGUAAAAAGCCAGGCAUUAAACUAACAGUCUUGUCUGUCAGUAGUAAUGAGGGACAAUCGAUGACUGUCGAAUGCCAAUUAGAUACGAGUAAACAAAAAACUGUUACUUUUAAAUUUGAUCGAGACGAUAUGGUACCUACGGAUAUUGCUAAUAAUUUGGUUGCGGAAAAUUUAUUGCCACAAUCGCAAUGUGAGACAUUUGUAGAAUUAAUCGAAGACAUCGUCAAACAAUUACGUUUGGAUCCUACACGUACCCUACCUUUGGUAGCACACGGUCCACCUGAUCAAUCUGCCGGUGGAAGUCCAGUUACAAGUCGGCGUCCUCGGGAUCGCGACCACAGUCUCGAUACAGCUAAGCAGGUGAGACAUGGCUCGCUAACACGUCAAAGCAGCCACCGAUCGUCGUACAAAAUCCACCGUAGACACCGUUCGAGAGACGAAACUUCAAAUACUUCUACGCCAACAAAACUAUUGCCGAUCGAUCAGAUCAUUUCUCAUAUUGCCAAUACUAAUUUGGAGAAGCAGCAAAUUGCUCAAACACCCGAUAGUCAAACAGGCGCUGAAAAUACGUCAGCGGAAGCUUCCAGGAGAUCAUCCACAUCAACACAAAACACCGAUACUUUGACUCCUACGAAUAUACCAAGUGAUCCAACGGAUAACCAAGAAACUAUUGUUUCUGGAAUGUCUGCAGAAACAGUAGUAGAAGCUCAUAAUAUUCAAAAUGACGCUAACAACUCUGCUUUUAAAUCUUAUCAAAGUUCCACGAUACAUGGUCAGAUGCAAAUGCAGCAGGAUACAAAUACAGGUCAUGUAAAGAGUGAUGUAUCAAAAGAAUCUCAAGAACAGCAAGAUGUAGUGGAUGUAAAAGAAUCUGGAACGAUUAAAGAAACAAAUGCAUCUGACAUAGUUGCAGAAAUAUCUACUUUAACGGUACCAACUGCACCAGCACGCAAAGUAUCUCGCUUCUUAGUUAGUCCUGUAAUUGAACAAAAAAAUAUCGCGACCGAAGAGGAAUCUUCUGCCGUCAAUGAAGGCGCAAGUCGUACAUCGCAGUCGAUAAACCAAUCAAUUGCAUCUGCUGCGGAAUCUGUAAUAAAAAAUGAAGAACACGUAGAAGCGAAUGUUUCAGAGAUUCAGAGUAUGAAUGUGCAUGAACAAACUAGCAAUAAUGAGAAUACAAUUGUUCAGGUAGUUCCGUAUAACGUGGAACAAACGGAUAGCGUUCAACAGAUGUCACAGCCGGGACAACAGCUUGGGUUGCAACAAAGUAUUAUCCAAGUACAAACUGUGCAGCAAGUAAGCGGACACAUGCAACAAACCACAACUAUCAAUCAAUCGAAGCAGCAUACUAUAAUUGUACAAGGAGCUACAAUAACAUCGCAACAAACAUCUCAGCAAAUACCUCAAACUAGCGUUCAGCAUUUUGUACCGGUGAAUUCGCAGAAGGAACUGCAGCCUCUCCAGCCACUUCAUACGAACGGAAUAGCUCAAACACAGACACAGUAUCCGAAUCAGACAAUGAUACAAUCUCCUGCUGUGGUAAUGCAACAGCAACCACAGCAACAAAUUCCUCUACAACAGAACGUACUACAACCGCAAGCGGAACAUCAGGGCCAGAUGCAACAAACUCAGCGUGCUCCAUCAGUACAACAAUUCGUCCCGCAGCAAGUACAACCGCCGACGCAGCAAUAUGUUAUAUUAUCGGGACACAUGCAGUCAAUGCAACCGAAUAUCGAUGAUCGAAAUCGUAGGGUAUCGAAUAUAUCUAUCGCAUCCAAUAUGUCUAUGGAUUCCCAAAUUUCAGAAUCUUCCAGUAUACCUGAAGAAAAGAGACAAACUAUUGUAACUGCAACUAAUAUGCCUACAACAGCGCAUAUGCAACAUGUACAAGUUGCUCCACAAGAUAUGUCAAAUGCAAUGCCGGUACAGCAACAAAGUGCUAGUGUAGAAACUGGUCAACAAACGAUUCAAACCACUCAUCAAAAUGUGCAACACAGUGCUGUAGGUACUUCACUUCCGCAAUCUGUGCCGGUACCUCUUCCCGUACAUCCGGUCGUUACGGAUGUUUCUACAUCCAAGGUCGCGAUUAAGACGAAAGAAGUAUCUUCGACACUUCCAGAUCUUGCACAAAAUUUGGCGAACAUACUUUCAAAUCCGAAAUCCAAAUCCGCCACGCCUCAUCCUCUAACCAGCAGUCAUGAAACAACUGCCGUGCCUAAUCCUGCUGUUGUUGCUGCCCCUACAUUAGUCGAUUAUAAACCCGUACAAUCCGAGCAGUAUUUUCAACCUAUACAACCGGAAGUGAGCCAGCUGCAGAUUCAACCGCCCGUUCAACAUAAUUAUCAAGGACAAAUUAUGCAUCAAGGAUAUCAAGGACAACAAAAUUUUCAACAAAUCUUUCCAAAUCAGCAGUUGCUUCAUCAAAAUCAAUCACAACCGACGCUGCAUUCAAUCCCGUUAACAAUCCCGCAACAGAUUGACCUGCAAUCGCAAAUGAUGCAAUCAAAUUUUGUAACAGGACAAUCAGCCGCUCAAGGAAAGUGGUUUAUUUCAACUAAUCAAAUUAAUCCUUCACAACAACAGCAACCGAUAUUGCGACAUAUACAAUCGAAUCAACCGUUCCAAAAUCAAUUCCAAUUGCAACAAAUCCCGAUGCAAUCCCAAAUGCAACAGCAAACUAUGCAAGAUCAGCAUAACGAAUCUUCCAUUGUAUUAGAUCAAUCGCACUUACAUUUAAAGCUUCCGGAACAGCAGCCAACCAAAUUUUUAGAAGUUGAGAAUUUGGAAUCUUCAAAUUUAAAUUGCAUACGGCGUACUAGUUCUGAUUGCCAAUUGCUUACAUCCGAAAAUGAAAAUUCAAGUCAUGACGUGACACCCGAGCAUACUCUUGUUGAAUCCAUUGAUUCUACAUCGAUUUUACAACAACAAUUAUCGCAGCCAUAUCAACAGCAGCUACAACAACAGCAACAGCAGCAACAACAACAGCAGCAGCAGCAGCAGCAUCGCAAACUCAGUCAACAGAAUUCGUUGGACAAAGUAUCGGAUAUAAGCAGUGUCGGAAGCAUCGGAAGCAGUACAGGACCGCAAACUAUAGCAGACUUGCAUCAAAAACUCGUACAAUUGACUAGUCAGCCAUCGGAAGCGUUAAAUGUCGGUACACCGCCUAUAAGUUAUCCUGCUACGCCUCAUAAUCAUCAAAUAGUUGGAGGACACGAUACGUACAUGCAUUCUUUGCAGCAGAAACUGUACAAUAUUGGUAUGCCAGUCUCAUCGACGAAUGCUGCCGCAUGUCCGUUAUCUCCUCAGACAACAAUACAUUCCUCUACUAUUCUCACUGAUACGCAAGUUAAUGAUGCUACCAUUGAAGGCUCUGUUAUAACUCAAGAAAGUUCUGGCACAUUUUCUCAAACUAAUGUGGAAUGUUCUCUUGAUAGUCCAACACCGGGAGUAGCUCCCGCAGCAACCGAAACUAUGAGUCCAAGCAAAGAGAAUGUAAAGAUACGAGCUCAAAGACCAGGAUCCCGUUUGCAGGAAUUAGAGCAGGAAUUGGCAAAGAUUCAUCAUAGAGGUUCGGUUUUUGCGGCAGCUCCCACACAGCCGUUAACACCGCCUAUACAAACGCAGCAACAACUCGCGCAAAAUUUAUUAACGACUGCUCCGCAAGUGUCGACUUGCAUACCUAUUACUACUGUUGCUCCUAAUGUUGUAACACCACGAUCUGGUACUAAUACUCCAAUACAAACAGAACUCCAAGACAGUACUAACGAGAAGAUAAAUCCUGCUCAACCUAUCCGAAAAGUAUCGAGAUUCAUGGUUUCCAAAGUUGCAGGUCCACCUGCUCAUAGUAAUGUUAUUAUUAGUCAACAACAAGCUACUGACAUUGCAAGAACUCAAUUGCAGCAAGUGGAAGAAUUAAAAACUUCAGAACGACAAACUAUUUCUUCUUAUCAGACAGAUGAUCUGCAUGGUGUACCUGUACAAGUACCUCAUAGCCGAGAGAAUUCUGUUCCACCAACUGUACAAGCAGCUCAUGGUACUAAUAUUUUAAAUAUUGAACCUGAAAAAGAAGAAAGAUUUGUGGUUCUUACACCGAGUGAAGAAUAUCAAUUGCUUAUAAAAAGGCAAACUCUGGAAUUGGAAACAUUGCAGAGGAGACAUAGAGAAGAGUUGGAACGUUUCCAACAGCAUCAACUACAAUUGCUUAUUCAACAACAACAACAAGCAAGCGCGCUCCAUCAACAUCAGCAUCAUCCAUUACUUUAUCACACCGUUGCGACAAAUAUUUCUGGAUCUAGAAUUCCAGGAACGGAAGAUUAUUUCAUGUUCAGCACGGCACCGCAGACUCCAUUGCAGAAAGGACCGAACAACUAUCCGGAUACAGAGGAGACUCUACGGUUAGCCAUGCAAAAAUUGAAGCAAGCCCCACUGCAGCUUCAACCACAGCAGCAGGCAUCGGCUGGAAUACCGCAUGCUUAUGUUAUCCCAAUUCCAGUAGUGCCUUCCGAAAAUAUGCAAAGUGUAGUCUCCCAGCAAAGUAAUAACUGUUCAAAUGAUUUAACCGAAGGAAACGAUUCGAUGCAUAGCGCGGCAGUUGGCAAUCCGACGCAAUAUCAAUUUACUCCUAUAUUGUCAGAGGGAGCGAAUAUUCCGUCGACUGGACUCGCGCCUUUAUCGAUAUCUAAUUCGACGGGUGCGACCUAUAUCCAGUAUCACGAAGGCCAACAACCGUUACCGAAUUUCCCAGCCUUCAGCUGUACACCCCACGGUGGUUUCUUCUUGCCAACUGGAUAUCGGCUGAUAUACGCACCACCUACCGGGAUGACUCCAUCUCAACCGGUGACACCCGCUGCGUCUCACGUAGCAAGUUCUUCGCGCGAUGACACGCCUCCAACGGCGGAGCCGCAUUACUCGACCACCGUCGAAAAUUCGACGGUUCCUCCCUUGGAUCAAUAAUGCGAUACUCUGCUCAUACGCUUCUAUAUUUUUUCCGGUCGAUCUGUGCUCAUUCUUAGUUUAAUGCGUUCGAUAUCGUUUAUAGUGCGAGGUUUCGUAUUUUAUCAUCGCGAAUAUAACUCAAAUAUAUAAUUUGCUGUGAAAUAAAUGCACGCUCCUCGCGUUGCUAGACAUUACUACGAAGAUGUGAAGACGGAUUAAAAAAAAUAAGAAAAAAUAAAAAAAAGCGUGAGUGGAAAUAUAUAUAAUGUUUUUCGAUGUGUACGACGUCCUUGCGUAUAUUAAACAAGAUAUCAAAUAUUCUCGCUAUAUAUCUGAGCGUGUGCAUGAUAUUAUUUCGAUAUGUGCCUCGCGGCGGAAAUCAAGCAGAAUUUAGGCGGGAAAAUAUUGCGACAAGGAAGCAGUAUCUAAAAUUUUCCGAACGUAACGCAGGAACUUGAGAUAGAGGCCUCUACAUGUACUGUGCUUUGAGAUGCGUUAAAGAAAAAAGGAAAAAGAAAAGAAAAAUCUUUCUUCACUGACCUCUAAAGGAUUCUAUCGCUCGAUUCCUUUAGUAGCACAGCUCAUUAGUAUAGGCCUCCGCUAGUCUUACGAUCGAAAUGGCAUAUGGCCAUUCUGCUCGCGAUAUAUAUGUAUAACUGUUACUGUAUGCUUGAGUGUGUCCAAAAAAAAAGCGGAUAGAGAUUGAGUGAGUAGUUGAAAGGGAUAAAGAGCAAAAGCGAAUGGAAAGAUAGAAAAUGAAAGGGACAGAGAGAGAAAAAGAGACCGAAUGUACGUAUGUGCGAAUAUAUGCGAAUGUAUCUGUAUGUAUGCAUAUGAUUGUGCAAAUAUGUAUGUCAGAAGUAAUUAGAGACAGAGAGAGAAAUAUGAGUAAUAUAGUCACUGUUAUGCUUUAAUGUAUUUCUAGCGAUUUUGCCUAUUUCAAUUAAAGAAGAAAAGUCAUGUGUUA
Messenger RNA from Cataglyphis hispanica, 11039 nucleotides. It is a transcript of the gene Wnk, whose product is annotated as serine/threonine-protein kinase WNK3. Gene Ontology annotation, molecular function: protein serine/threonine kinase activity; ATP binding; chloride channel inhibitor activity. The transcript has 20 exons. Lineage: Eukaryota; Metazoa; Arthropoda; Insecta; Hymenoptera; Formicidae. Gene Ontology annotation, cellular component: cytoplasm. Gene Ontology annotation, biological process: monoatomic ion homeostasis; negative regulation of sodium ion transport; intracellular signal transduction. The coding region runs from base 524 to 10090 and encodes 3188 amino acids. The record is from RefSeq and is a predicted model, not a curated record.